AGAUAUAUAUUUUGUCAUUGCGAUUUACCCAACAGAAAAGCCUUCUUUCUUUCUUUCUGUCUCUCUCUCACAGUCCUUUCACUUUCUCUCUCUUUCAUCCGCCAUGGGAAGAAUCACAGCUAUCAUGGGAGCCAUUAAAGACAAAGCUUCCCAAUCCAAAGCCGCCUUGCUUUCUAACCCCACAACCACCUCUCUCAACCUCGCCGUCCUACGCGCCACCACACACUCCCCCUCCGCCCCGCCCGACCUCUCCGCUCUCCUCUCCCUCGGCAACAGCUCACGCGCCACCGCCUCCGCCCUCAUCUCCGCCCUCAUGGACCGCCUCCACCGCACCGGCGACUCCACCGUCGCCCUCAAGUGCCUCCUCACCAUCCACCACGUCAUCACCCGCGGCCCCUUCAUCCUCCAGGACCAGCUCUCCAUCUUCCCCGCCUCCGGCGGCCGCAACUACCUCAAACUCUCCGCCUUCCGCGACGGCGCGUCCGCCGCCACGCUCACGCUCUCCGCCUGGGUCAGAUUCUACGCGCGCUACCUCGAAACGCUCCUCUUCGCCUCCAGAAUCCUCGGCUACUUCGUCUCCGCGUCCUCAACUGCCCCCGAGAAUCUCGGCCGCGACGAGAGAAUCUCGGCGUUUUUGAACCACGAUUUGAUCAGAGACGUCGACUCGCUCGUCGUACUCAUCGAAGAAACCUGCAAAGCUCCCGAUUCCUUCCUCUUAGAAAGCAACAAAUUAAUCCACGAAAUCAUGCGUUUGUUAUCCGAUGAUAACUUCUCUAUCCUCGACGAAACCUUAUCGCGACUCACUGAGUUGAAACAGCGGAUGGAUUGUCUGAGUUUCGGUGACUCGGUCGAGUUGGCAUUGGCGCUCAGGAGAUUGGAGGAUUGCACAGAGAGAUUAUCAGUUUUGUUCACCGAGCAGAAAUCCUCCAUUGAAAAUUCAUCGAGUUUAGCGAUUGAAUUGAGAGAGAAAAUUGAGACGUCUACUAGGGUUUGUAAAGAGAGAAGGUUACUGAGUUUUAGCAGAAAAUGUGAGUCGGCUCGGUUCCCAGCCCGAGUCGCAAAUUUUGAACACAUGGUACGGAUUUCAUCGGAUAAAUAUAUAAUCGAUAAUAAUGUUUUAUAAUAAUAAUAAUUAUUAUAAUUAGUAUUGUAAUUGUAAUUAUUUCUUUAUUUGAGUGAUAUUUUUUUCUGAGCAAA
This is a messenger RNA of Ipomoea triloba (trilobed morning glory), 1197 nucleotides long. Its product is annotated as putative clathrin assembly protein At4g40080. The coding region runs from base 104 to 1123 and encodes 339 amino acids. Gene Ontology annotation, cellular component: clathrin-coated pit; clathrin-coated vesicle. Gene Ontology annotation, biological process: clathrin coat assembly; vesicle budding from membrane; clathrin-dependent endocytosis. The record is from RefSeq and is a predicted model, not a curated record. NCBI's taxonomy places the organism in Eukaryota, Viridiplantae, Streptophyta, Magnoliopsida, Solanales, Convolvulaceae. Gene Ontology annotation, molecular function: clathrin heavy chain binding; 1-phosphatidylinositol binding; SNARE binding. The transcript has a single exon.